Messenger RNA from Toxotes jaculatrix (banded archerfish), 3831 nucleotides. It is a transcript of the gene phf19, whose product is annotated as PHD finger protein 19. Gene Ontology annotation, cellular component: nucleus. Gene Ontology annotation, molecular function: chromatin binding; DNA binding. Gene Ontology annotation, biological process: chromatin organization; regulation of DNA-templated transcription. The coding region runs from base 188 to 1894 and encodes 568 amino acids. The record is from RefSeq and is a predicted model, not a curated record. The transcript is spliced from 14 exons. NCBI's taxonomy places the organism in Eukaryota, Metazoa, Chordata, Actinopteri, Toxotidae.
AUGGCGACGGUGGGAGUUUGAAGUUUAGCGCCACGAAACGAGACAGAGAAACCGAGGACACUAAGACAGAGUCCGUCUGUGUGAGUGUCCCGCUGCAGUCCGGCCUGUCUAACACAGCAACAGCCUGUCUCUCCAUCUGUCUGUGUCUCAGAGGACCGGAGGACAGGUGGGACCGGAUCACAGGAGGAUGUUUGAGGACCUGGUUGAAGCCUUCUGUGGUCUGGAGCCUCAGGCCUCUGUGGAGGGUGAGACAUGUCGGAGGCUGCAGGGCCUGGAGGAAGAGGAGGGGGCGGAGUCCAGUCUGAGUGUCGGACAGUUCGUCCUUUGUCAUUGGUCAGAUGGACUGUACUACCUGGGCAAGAUACAGAGGGUGAGCCCUCCCAGGCAGAGCUGCUUCGUCACUUUUGAGGACAAUUCCAAGUUCUGGGUCCUUUGGAAGGACAUCCAGCACGCUGGAGUGCCGGGGGAGGAGCCUCGCUGCUCUGUGUGUAGGCUGGCGGAGCCAAACACUGACAGCCAAUCAAAUCAAAACAACCAGAUCCUCAUCUGUGGGAAGUGUGGCAUCGGUUUCCACCAGCAGUGUCAUGUCCCCCCUGUAGAGGGCAGCAACAGUCUCAGUCCCUGGUUCUGUAGACGCUGCGUCUUUGCUCUUGCUGUCAGGAAAGGGGGCGCUCUGAAGAAAGGUCCUAUAGCCAAAGCACUGUCAGCCAUGAAGCAGGUGUUACCAUACGACCUGGACUCUCUGGACUGGGACUCCCAGCACCGGACCAAUCAGCAGCAGUGUUACUGUUACUGUGGAGGCCCUGGAGAGUGGUACCUGAAGAUGCUGCAGUGCUUCAGGUGUCAGCAGUGGUUCCAUGAAGCCUGCACUCAGUGUCUGCAGGAGUCCAUGAUGUUUGGAGACAGGUUCUACCUCUUCCUGUGUUCAGUGUGUAAUAAAGGAUCGGAGCACGUCCGUCGUCUGUCUCUGAGGUGGGUCGAUCUGGUUCACCUGGUUCUCUACAACCUGUCGGUCAGCAGCAAGAAGAAGUACUUUGAGCUUGAUGAGAUCCUCGCCUUCGUCUCUGCAAACUGGGAACAUUUACAGCUCGGAAAGCUGUCCAACACUCCUCCAGCAGAGAGGGGGCAGCACCUGCUGGACGCUCUGAACAAAUACAAGAGCAAGUUCCUCUGUGGGAAGGAGAUAAAGAAGAGGAAGUGCAUCUUCCGUCUGAGGACCAGGGUCCCACCCAACCCCCCCUCCAAGCUCUUUCCUGAGCGUGCUCAGAACGAUGGGGGGCGGGGCCGUAAGAAGGGCGUGGUCAGAAACAGCGCUUCAGCUGAGAGGAAGAGGAGGAAGUCCAAGUGGCUUCUCGAAGAUGCCAUUCCUAACAACGAGUUGUCCUGCAGCUGGACGUCCAACCAUCACAUGGCCAACAUAUUUGACUUCACCCUGGAUGAACUGCAGAGCCUGAAGAGUACUUCCAGCAGAACGAUCAGUAUUGAUCAGGACUCCACCGACGCCUCCACUUCAGGCUCUGCUACGACCAGCGCUUCCUACCAUUUUAGGAGGCGGGUGGGCAGCAGGAAGAGGAAGUUACCUAGCAACAGCUACAGCCAGUGGGCCAAUCGCAGUGAGGUGGGGGAGGACCUUGGUGGGGAGGAGCUUUCUGGGAUCCUGGAGGACCAAGAAGCUGCAAACCAUGCUCACCUGUCAUCAGACUCCUCCCACUUCCUUUCUGACCCCUCCCAGCUCCCAUCUGACUCCUCCCACCUCCACUCCUCCAUCUCCUCCUAUUUUGGAGUGGCAGGCAGACUGACCAAUGGGGAGAGGUACCAAGUGUUGGCUCGCCGGAUCACUCCCCAGGGCACGGUUCAGUACCUGCUGGAGUGGGAGGGGACAACACCAUAUUAGGAUGUCUGCAGGGGGUUAGAUAUCCUGUGAGGCUUUGAUUCCUCUUCCUCCACUCACUGCACUCCUCAUCAGCUCGCGGUCAGACCUCUCAUUAUUGGUUGAAACCACAUAUCGCUCGCUCAGUUACCUCAUGAGUGAUGCUACAGUAUUUACUGUGUCUGUGACAGCUGUCCACCUGACGGAUCACCUGAUCUGGUUACCCAGGUCACUCGUUUUAAUGUAAGUUAAUCUUUUUAAAAAUACUAGGAACCAUAGUUUUUUUAAUUCUUUAUUUUCUCUUAAACAUUAACGUUUAGCAUCACAGCUAAGUGUUAGGAUUACACCCCAGUGUGUGUAUGCCUGUGGAUGUCCUCACAAACCCAUGUCCUCAUAAACAUGUCAGUGUGUAUGUCCCCAUAAACCUGUGUGAUAUGUAUGUCCCUGUAAACCGCUGGCUGAGGGAGUACAGGUGUGUUUGGAGGAAUCAGGUGUCAAAGCUGAUCAUGAUCCUGUGAGAACAGUAUUUAGUGAAAACAAAAUGUUUAACUACAACCAAAGACCGUGCACACUCACACAGACACACACUCCGUAGUGUUAUAUGCAUACGUAGAUAUUCUUUGCUCUGUCCAAACACGUUUCUUCUUCUUUGUCUCUGGGUUGUUAAACAGCCAGAGGCCCCUGUAGCUUCCUGUAGUGCCCCCCAGCUGUCAAACAGCAUGCUGCCUUACCUGUCCUCACUGCUCACCUGUGAGUUAUAUCAUGGUCAGCAGUUUGUACUGAACUGAACAUGAAGCACUUCGUUUAAAGCAAUCAUCGGUUAGCUUAGCAAACUGCCGCUCUGAUCAGCAGCUUUCAUUUCUGACCACACCCCAGUCAGUGAUGUCACAACAGGUGAUGUCACAGGGUGGAGAUCUGAGCAGCAGCUGAUCAGGUACCGGCAUCUGUUCAUCGUACACCUGUACUGAGAGAUGGGAAACGAAAUCCACAGUCUGAGUUCUAAGCUUCAUGUUGAGUGUUUGUCAUUCACAGUGAAAGCGCGGUGGGAGGCCCCGCCUCCGAGCUCACCUGUAACAGCUCACAUCAUUCAGUGUUGUAUUUAUUCAUUUAACCACUGAACUUAAUUAACGUAAAUGAAGUGCAUAGGUUACGGCCUCUGCACCAACACGUGUGUUUUCCUGCCUAAAAACAUUUCAUGAGAUUAAACUAAAAAACAUCAGAGUGACAUGAAACCACCGUGUGAUUGGCAUCAGCGUUACACAGCAUCGAACCUGCGUUUCCUCAGGAGACGCCGGCGCGCUGAGCCAGUGACGGCGCAGAUUUGAUUUGUGCGACUCAGAUUCAGACUGUGGAUUCACAUCUCGUCCAUCCUCUGACAGUUCAGUCAGGAUGAACAGGGACGUGGACAUGAGAGGCUUUCCUUCUUUCCUUCAUCAGAAAAACUACAAAUCCCAGUGGACCCGACGGUUCCUUUACCCAGAGUUCAGCAUUUCCUCGUGUUUACCUUCAGAGUAUUAAUCUGUUUCCUGUCAACAUCUGUUGUGUUGCACUAUCAUUACGUUCAGUAUCUAUGCAAACAUCACAUCCAGACUGAUAAUCAGUCCCAUUGAUCAGUGAUCAGGAGCCGAUGCUGUUCACGUCCUGACAGAACCUGAAGUAAUGAAUGUUGAGACGUUAGCUUCUGUUUGUGGCGACAUCAGAGGUUAGCUCGAAGAUAACAAAGCCCAUUGCUGUGAAUGAGGAAUGCUAACAGUGCUAAUAGUGCUAACUGUCUGUGAGACAUUAAACUGUCACUCUGUCACUUUAAACCUGCAGCUCCUCCUCGCUGCCGUGGUAACCACACUCUCCUCCCAUUGGCCUGUCAGACAGUUGUUUUGAUCAUGUGACUGUAUUUUUGCCCUUUUGUGCCAAUCUGACCAAUCAGCUGCCAGCUUUCUCUGGAAUUAAAAAAAAACUGAUGU